GACGCCUUCUUGGAUUUCUUUAUCAUCGUACUUAUGUCAGAUGUUCGGGAGGGUCUUUUGGUUUAACAUAUAUGGGUUUACACGGGAAAGCUGCUAAUGAAUGAAUCGCUAUUCGGCUAACUAUGGCUUCUAUAUGGCGAAGAGCUUGCGUCGGCUGCACUAAAUCCAAACGGCAAUGUACCAAAGCCGUACCGGCGUGUCGGCGUUGUGCAACCAAAGGAAUCCCUUGCGUGUAUCCACCGGCCCGACAACGUGACAACCUCCAUGUAGAUGCGGAAGCCGCCGCAAUACCUUCCGCAACUACCGGGAGUUCCGCAAACCCGCUUCCUAUGAUUUGUCAUGAUAUCGACAGGAUAGGGAAUAACGACAUGAACUUCUAUCCGCUACAGCUGACGCUAUCAGACUUAGCUGAAGAUCUGAUUCCGCGAGCAACAACAUACCAUUCACAGCACCCAAUAGGCAACAGUCCAUCAGACGUUUCAGCAGGUCUAUGGUUUCUGGCGCCAGAGUCAUGGGUCGCAGAUCAUUCUUUAUCUCCGCUUAAACAGCCCGUGCUUACUCAGGAUCGUAUGCUCCAACGUUUCAUCGAUAGCGUUCAGGAUUGGCUGCGGCGGUGGGUAACGGACGGCAGCAGCCCGCUGCAUCACCACCAGUUAUACCGCGAGAAAAUGCCGCGGUGCGUGCAAGACGCGCAUUCAGCUAUUGCUCUAUAUCAUAUGACAACGUGCAGCAAUGCUGACACGAGGGCCACGAUGGCCCGCGUACUGGAGGACCGCGUUACGCAACUGCUGGAGGAUCAAACCUUCGAGGCCUCGCUAAGGUCGGGUGAGGGAAUGGACACAUUUAAUCACAUAUGCCGAGUCCAGUCGCUACUAACGUACCAGGCUAUUCGACUUCUCGACGGCGAUAUAUGCAUGAGAGCCCAAGCCGAGGCGCUGAUUCCCACUCUCUUCCUCUGGACGCAACAGCUCCUCGACAGCACAAAGAACAGCUUAACGCAGCCGGCACGCUUCCUCGCUAACAUUGCAGCGUCCUAUCCUACCGCAGCUAAUUCCGAGGAUGCCAUCCUCUGGAAGGCUUGGAUCCUGGUCGAGAGCACGCGGCGCACGUGGCUCGUCGCCAACUACCUUCAGGAGACAUAUCUCUACAUGAAGCGUGGGUGGAGCGGGUGUCCGGGACGCGUACCCAACACGAUGCAUGGCCGCCUGUGGGAUGCGACGUCGGCGUUUGCCUGGUCUAAGGCUUGUCGUGAAAUUGAUACCGUGCUCAUCUCUACACAGCGGACGGAGAAGCUACUCUACGAGACAAAGCCCGAGGAUCUCGAUGAGUUUAGCUUGUUAAUCGUAGAGCUAAGAUACGGUACGGAGAGGAUAGAGAAAUGGAUUGAGGACUCGAAAAGGCAAAAACAACAACCGCUGUUAGAGAUAAUCUAGCGAGCUAAUACCCCUUAGAUAAUAGUGUACGAGGCAUAGGCUAUAGUAUAGUAGAUAGAAAGCAUAGUGGAAAAUGUCAGUGUACUAAACAGGUGAUGUUAAUAUCUUGGACACUAAAAAUGGCAUCUUCUUCAUGGCGAUGCAACAAGGCACCGCUCACAAUGAAAACGUAUUUUCUUUUCGCAAAGAGGAGAACAAAAAUUGCGCCCACUACGAUCCACGAGGGAUAAUAGAAGAGGGUCGACUCCGCGAUGUGCAAUGCAGGUCUUUCCCCUUAAGAAUCC
Molecule: messenger RNA, 1717 nt
Organism: Daldinia decipiens
Lineage: Eukaryota; Fungi; Ascomycota; Sordariomycetes; Xylariales; Hypoxylaceae
Exons: 1
Coding region: 123-1433 (436 amino acids)
Biological process (GO): regulation of DNA-templated transcription
Molecular function (GO): zinc ion binding; DNA-binding transcription factor activity, RNA polymerase II-specific
Source: RefSeq, a predicted model, not a curated record